This is a messenger RNA of Oncorhynchus kisutch (coho salmon), 4862 nucleotides long. RefSeq lists its product as uncharacterized. Gene Ontology annotation, biological process: cell migration. Gene Ontology annotation, molecular function: calcium ion binding; extracellular matrix protein binding; extracellular matrix binding. The coding region runs from base 224 to 3217 and encodes 997 amino acids. The transcript has a single exon. The record is from RefSeq and is a predicted model, not a curated record. Gene Ontology annotation, cellular component: extracellular matrix; external side of plasma membrane. Lineage: Eukaryota; Metazoa; Chordata; Actinopteri; Salmoniformes; Salmonidae.
UCUGCAAGCACUCAACACCGGCACAGAACUCUGUUAGCAGGGAAGACUGAGGUAGUUGGAGAGAGAGAGGUUUGGAGAGGUAUUGUGCAGAUGAAGAGAGAAAAGUUUGGAUGAAAAAAACAAAAACAAGAAACAAAUAGUAAAAAAGUUGAAGAGGAGAAAGAGAAAAAAGAAGAAUAAAAAGCGAGGAUUUGAAAAGUAAGCUGUGGAGAGUGAACUAACAAUGGGCUCCCCAGUGCACUGUGCUGCUGCUGUAGUUGUCUCACUACUGGGUCUCCUCUACUAUAGUCCCCCUGUAUGGGGCCAGGAGCUACAGGAGAGGGACGCUCUGUGCAACGAGGACGGCUGCUUCGUGGUCUACUUCCAGCGCAAGACCUUCCUGGACUCCUGGAGGAGCUGCAAGGAGAAGGGAGGCAACCUGGCCACAGUCAAACUCCAAGAGGGGGCUGACACUAUCGCUGCUCUCUUCUCCAGCGUGGAGCUACGGGGCCUCAGAACCAAGGUCCGGGUGUGGAUUGGUCUCCAGAGACAGCCUCGCCAGUGUACCGCCUCUCGCCCUCUCCGUGGGUUCUCCUGGAUUACGGGUGACCAGGAUACCCAGUACACCAACUGGCUGAGGGACGACUCACCCAGUACCUGUUCGGCCCCGCGCUGUGUGGUUAUGACCUAUGGCACAGCCGCCCACGAGCAGCAUGAUAAUUUUAAAUGGCUGGAUGGCUCGUGUUCGGUGCCUGUGGAUGGCUACUUGUGCCACUACACCUACAAGGGCAUGUGCCCUGCUAUUUGGAGCGAGGGGGGCGGCAAUGCCCUCUAUAGUACCCCCUUCAGUCUCCUCAGUAGCCUUCUUACCCACGUGCCCUUUGGAUCUGUAGCCACGGUGCCCUGCCCGGGGGGCACCAAGGAGGAGCAGUCAGUGCUGUGUGUGCUGAGGGAGGAUGGCACUGUGGGGUGGUCCAGGGAGACGCCCCUCUGCUCCGACACCACAGAGAAGAGCUGGUGUGAUCGGGACAACGGAGGCUGCGAGCAUUUCUGCCAGGAGGCCAGGGAACACUACUACUGUGAGUGCUCGGACGGCUUUCAGCUCGGUGACGACGGGCAGACAUGUGUUGCUGUCGACCCGUGCCACAGUGCCCCCUGCGAGUUCGAAUGCCUUCCGCUGUCGGACGGCUACCGCUGUGCCUGCCCCGAAGGAUACAUGCUGGACCCGGAUGAGCGUGGUUGCCUGGAUGUAGAUGAGUGCCUGCAGAGUCCCUGCGAGCAGCUGUGCGUCAACGCCCCGGGAACCUUUGAGUGCCGCUGCCGCCAGGGCUACCGGCCGGACCAGGAGGGCGACUGUGAGGACGUAGACGAGUGCAUGGAUGACCCCUGUGAGCACGCCUGCGAGAACACGCCUGGCUCCCACAUCUGCCACUGCCACCUGGGCUUCUCCCCCCUGCCCGAGGACCCCUCCCACUGCCAGGACACCGACGAGUGUCAGAUCCCUGGGACAUGUCAGCAGAUGUGUGUGAACUACGAGGGGGGCUUUGAGUGUUACUGCGAGGUGGGCUACGAGCUACUCUCUGACCAAUUCUCCUGCAGGAAGAUAGGAGAGGACUCACCCACCGCAGUCACGCCCUCGUACCCCUGGGUCACCGGCCAACCUGGUUCCAAGUGGGACCCCCAGCAGACCUACACCGACUGGCCCCUGGAGGAGGAAGAGUCCCUGGACUGGCUCACAGACCCUCCCAGGCUGGAAAGUGACAUCAUCUGGGUCACCAGCGCACCCCAGGAAGAGCCAGUCCUAAACCACAACCCAUUCCUUCUCUUCCCCACGGAAGAGCCUGAGGAGGAGGAAGAGGAGGAGGAGGAGGAAGAAGAGGAGGAGUAUACACCUGGCUGGGACAUCAUGAAUUGGAAUGUCCCAGCCAAGGUCCAGCCAGACUUGGAACCCACGCUCAGUCUCUCUCCCAGCCCCACAUCCGACACAAUCCCCACCCCAACACCCACAUCUGACAGGUAUUGGUUUGAGGAGGAUGAGGAGACCACUACCAGUCCCUCAGUCCUCCCCACCUCCACUAUCUCGGGAGGGGCCUGGAACUGGUUCUGGAUCAGUUCCACCCCCACCAGCCAGGACCAAGGACUUACGACGUGGCAGGAGCCAAUCACUGACCAGUAUGUCCCCGCAUCCAACUAUGAUGAAGCUGAUGAGAAUGAGGAAGUGGGGGUAAUUGACGAUGGGUGGGUGACAUCCCCCCCAGAGAUGGACCAGGACCCAGGCCAGCACACCCCCUCCCUGCCUUUUCCCCUGGCUCCUCAAACCCCCCUCACACCCAACCAGGGAGUGGUGGAGAGGGAGGAUGAGAGGGAGCCACCCCAGGAGGAUGUGUUGGAGGUGGAGGGGGAGGAUGAGAGGGGGCCACCCCAGGAGGACGUGGUGGAGGAUGAGAGGGAGCCUCCCCAGGAGGACGUGGUGGAGGGGGAGGAUGAGAGGGGGCCGCCCCAGGAGGACGUGGUGGAGGGGGAGGAUGAGAGGGAGCCGCCCCAGGAGGACGUGAUGGAGGGGGAGGAUGAGAGGGAGCCGCCCCAGGAGGAUGUGGUGGAGGGGGAGGAUGAGAGGGGGCCGCCCCAGGAGGACUUGGUGGAGGGGGAGGAUGAGAGGGGGCUGCCCCAGGAGGACGUGGUGGAGGGGGAGAGAAAGGAUGAGAGGGGGCCGCCCCAGGAGGACGUGGGGGAGAUGGAGGGGGAGGAUGAGAGGGGGCCGCUCCAGGAGGAUGUGAUGGAGGUGGAGGGGGAGGAUGAGAGGGGGCCGCUCCAGAAGGACGUGGUGGGGGUGGAGGAUGAGAGGGAGCUGCCCCAGGAGGACAUGGUGGGGGUGGAGGAUGAGAGGGUGCCGCCCCAGGAGGACGUGGUGGGGGUGGAGGAUGAGAGGGAGCCGCCCCAGGAGGACGUGGUGGGGGUGGAGGAUGAGAGGGAGCCUCCCCAGGAGGAUGAGGGCGAGCCUCCCCAGGAGGAUGAGAGUAUCCAGAAGCAGGAUGGUGCCAACUGGCUGCUGGUAGGCCUCCUGGUGCCCCUUUGUAUCUUCAUCGUGGUGAUGGUGGCACUGGGCAUCGUCUACUGUACCCGUUGCGUUGUCACGCCGCGCAAUAAGUCCGCCACCGACUGCUACCAUUGGAUCUCCGGGGCGCACGACAAGCAGGGCGCGUCCAAUCCCAGCAAGGGGAUGCAGUCACAUGUUUAAACAGAACGAGGAAAGACUUGUACAUAAAUAAACUGGUUUUAUAAAUAAGAGGAGAGGAUAUGAAGAAGGUAAGAGAGGACUUGGGUGGUUGUUUUAUUGAAUGCGACUCUGUGAAACACUUGGAUGUUUCUGUGGAAUAUCGGUUGAAAGAGAAAAGAGAAGAAACAGGAAGCAAUACAACAACAAAAAACACUGAUCCUUUUCUUGGGAUGAUUUGACAUUAUUGUUGCUUACGCAGAUCUCACAGGACAAGGUAUAUGAUUCCUAUAUGAUUGCACUAUAGGGUCAUAAUAGAAACCAUCUAUUGGGAUUGUGGUUGAAUACGUCAUCUGGUUAUAGUUACAGAUGCUGUGGGUAGACACUGUUAAUGUAUUACCAGCGCCAUCUGAAAACCUAAGCCAAAGAACUAUACUGUAGCCUAUAGCAUUUUUUUGUUGUCGAUGAAAUCUGGGUGUCUGCAUCUUUCAAACAAAUGCUCAGGUUUUGAGCUCAUUCCCCAAAGUGUGGUGUCACAAAUUACAAUUUUCUGUCAAAGAAGCAGGUUCUUAUUUACCUCAGAAGUUGGUGAAUGAAGGCGGUUGUGAUUCACACCCCUUUGCAGGACAGCAGACAUUUGAGCAGUUGAACCAAACUAUACAAGCAUGAAUGUCAUGACGCUGUUGACUGUCAUGACGCUGUUGACUGUCAUGACGCUGUUGACUGUCACGACGCUGUUGACUGUCACGACGCUGUUGACUGUCGCGACGCUGUUGACUGUCACGACGCUGUUGACUGUCACGACGCUGUUGACUGUCACAACGCUGUUGACUGUCACGACGCUGUUGACUGUCACGACGCUGUUGAGAAGAAGCAGUCACUCGGAUAUUACUUUUACGCUUCUGCUUUUUUAAGUACCGGAACAAAUCACUUCACACCACAGACCCAAUUAGUUUUAUACAGUACGCGUGUAUAUAUGUGCUUGAUUGAUUGUUUUUGUGUAUGUAUAGUUUGUAGCAAUGACUUUUUCAGACAAUGUGUUAGUGUCAUGAUUCCUGAUUCAACGAAGUGCCUUUUGUUUCAUAUUGACCACAGAACUCUUAGUAAUUCCAUGGAAUGUCUGUCUGUCUAAGGGGGAUGGUUCCUUCCAUUCAACUCCAAUUAAACGAACUAUCUCACCCAUGCUCCUCGUGAAGGUUUGAGUGCAGAUGUAAGAUGUGUUUGUAAUACAGACUACAAGGACUGUAAUGGGGGGGUCACAGGCUCCCGAUUGACUUUACCAUUGGCCUUUUCAGUGAACUCGUGAUCUUUCAAUCGCUCCCCAGUCCCAUGUCACAUACUGUAAGUGUUCAGCACGCCCCACUCCCUCUUGUCACAGGCCUUUCCUGAGCUUUCUAUGAACUUCCUUAAUAGCCAUGAUGGGACAAUACCAACAUUUACAGUUUGAAGUCAAUGCACCCUCUAGCAACUUUGACAGUAACUGCAGUCCCCAUUCAAAGGAUGGCUUGCACUUGUAAAUGACAGACUAUCAGAAAUGACAGACAAUGGAAUCAAUCUAAGAUGUGCCUUCUGAUCUAAGGACUGUGAAAUGCUUUUUAAAAUGUUUUUGUUACCCGUUAGGUUUUAAGUAAUUGUUAAUUAAAAUGAUAUGAUAAGGGUUCUAUCGAUA